ACAGCCGGCGUAAACCAUGGUCUCCCCUGACAUCCGUCAACGCAAACCGGGCCUUGCGGCAUCUGAGGCGGACGACGUGGUCAUGGACGAUGGAGAGAGCGAAGAGGAGGUGGAGUACGAAGACGAGCCAGACGAACACGAGAUGAGUGCGUUGGAUUAUUUGCACUCACAGGGAUUAUCCUUGAAGUCACUGAAAGAUCCUUCCAAGGCCAAGACGGGAGCCACAUGUCGUGCCGAGGGAAGCAGCAGGGACAAGGACGGCGGACAGAAAGAGGUUGCGGCAAAUGUCAAAGCCGCAAUGAAAGCACGAAGGAAAAUGGCUCUGGCGGAAGAGAAUGAGAAGCAGGCUAAAAAAGAAGGGGGAAUAAAGUGGAUGCCGCUCCUCUUUCUGCUGUUCAUGAUGGGGCCUGCGAUCUUCACGGCGUUUGACUACCUGUUCCAGCUUCCUAUGUUUGCUCGCUUUCAUCGCAAACCAGACAUGCGUCAGUGUUUAACCAAUUACUACCGCAAGGUGAGCCCCGACCGCUUGAGCGAAGUGAAUGUGGACGAUAUUUUGCGAAAAUACAAGGGGCGAGAAUCCACGAUGAUCAGGAAUUUGGAAAACCGCUAUCGCCGGAAAUGGCAGUGUCCUUGAAAAGAAGCGCGGAGAAGCAGACAAAUAGGGGUGGGAAGGGAAGAAAACAGAGCGGCGAGAAAUGUGUGUUUUCUCUUUCUUCUCCAACUUCUUCUUUCUUGUUUGUACACAAAUUCAAAUCUGCUGGACGAAUGUGUGGGCUUUGGAACAUAAGACAUGACGGGCUGCAAGAGAGCGCAGUUUAGGAUUUGAGCAAUCAUUAAAUUCGAAGAGCAGAAAACUCAAUCAUGGUCCGGCAUUUAUG
Molecule: messenger RNA, 878 nt
Organism: Nannochloropsis gaditana CCMP526
Exons: 3
Coding region: 17-634 (205 amino acids)
Source: RefSeq, a predicted model, not a curated record